Molecule: messenger RNA, 495 nt
Organism: Microcebus murinus (gray mouse lemur)
Lineage: Eukaryota; Metazoa; Chordata; Mammalia; Primates; Cheirogaleidae
Source: RefSeq, a predicted model, not a curated record
CAUGGGGCUGGUGACCAGGCAGAGCUGCUCCAGGACGCAGAACACACUAUGUGGCUGCAGCCAAGGCCACUUCUGCGAGGACGGUGACCACUGCGCCGCAUGCCGGUCCCACAGCUCGUGCCGCCCGGGCCAGAGGGUACAGGAGAGAGGCACCGAGAGGCAGGACACGGUGUGCCAGGACUGUCCCCCAGGGACCUUCUCUGCCACCGGGAGCCUGGAGGAGUGCCAGCCCUGGACCGAUGGCACUUGGGAAAGCCAACAGGCCUGAGGUCACGCCCCAGAGCUGUCGACCAGCCCAGCCGCCCCAGGCCCUGCGAGCGGGGACGCCAGGUCUGCGCGAGCAUCGUGCCCGUCACGGUGCCCGCGCCGCUGGCACCCAGGCUCCGCGGCUGCUCUCACGCAGGUGCAGCGGCUGGCGUGUCACAGAGACACCUGGGACCAGCAGCUCGGAUGCCACCUGCUCCUUGAAGACGUCGCUUCUUGGGGUCAUUUCUG